Messenger RNA from Suillus fuscotomentosus, 1419 nucleotides. RefSeq lists its product as uncharacterized. The coding region runs from base 1 to 1419 and encodes 472 amino acids. The record is from RefSeq and is a predicted model, not a curated record. NCBI's taxonomy places the organism in Eukaryota, Fungi, Basidiomycota, Agaricomycetes, Boletales, Suillaceae. The transcript is spliced from 4 exons.
AUGACUGGAGGUUACUGGUAUGAUCCAACUAUCAAGAAAUGGAUUCGCGGAGGGGAGCAAAUUAUAUCUUAUCUUGGCAAGCACCUAGAACAAGCCCACCUUCUCGGCAUAUCAAGUAUCAUUCAUGAACCCCUACUGCCUGGCUCUGGAAAGACUGAAACCGUCAUGAGUGCAACCGGAAAAGCACAAAGAGCAGAGGUAGUCAAAUGGAGGGAUACUCGCUGUGCAAAGAUCCUCGGCACUACUCAGUUGGACACUUCUUACUAUCGUGGCAAAUCGCUCGUGACGAGCAUGGGAGAACAAGUUGGUCUGAAUGGUCAUGUCAUUUUUCAAAGAUCAGGAAAGAUGUCUAUUGGACGUAUUUGCGAAAUUCUCGUAUCACCCAACACUGGUACAACUGUAGAACGAGUUGCAUUGCAGCACUUUUCAUUCGGACCUGCAUUACAUCCUUCACUCUUCUUACCGUGUUUGGAACUUAUGUCUGAUGAAAUAGUUUUGACGGCAGCAGAUAUUGUCUGCACCGUCAAUGUUCAGCACAACUGCAUCGAUUCGAAGUGCGCAAACAUGUGUCAGCAACGCAUGUGUCAAGAAUGGAUUGUAACUGUCCGAAUGAAAGCUGUCGUCGAGCAUCAGCCAACUCCACACUAUUUUCUGAACACCUAUUCGAUUCAUAACUGCAAUCUCAUCCAAAUGGCCAUCCCUGAAACGCUUCGCGAAACACCGCUGAGAGUCACUAAUCCAGCUGAGGUUCGGACACUAGCAGUGCAACAGAUGAGAGACAAGAAAUCAGCGAAGAAAGUUGGUGAGGUUCCUCCAAGUCAAGAAGCUAACGCUGUGGAGGAAGGUGUUCAAAGUAUGACAAAACCAGCUCCAGCCUUUGAUCGGGCUCCCACAAAGUCGAGCGCGGCCACCAAGUCCAGAGCAAAGGCAAGCAGUAUGCGAGGGAAAAGGAAGGCAGCCUCGUCAAUCGUUGAGCAGGCUGUUGAUGGGCCCUCGAGACAGCAGCCGUCUUUUUCCAUUCAGCAGAAUCUGAUGGUCCCAUCCCACCAAUUUGUGCCAUCGCAAGUCUUGUAUCACCCUCUGCCACUACAGAUGGGCCCUCCGCAGACUUCGUACCAUCCUCCUUUGUUGCCAUUGCUCUCAUAUCCUAAUGCAGGUCCUCCGAGACUACAAGACAUGCACCUGCCCCCUGCUCAUUCCACCCAUGCAGUGCCAUUCCCUGGCUCACAACCCCCUCCGACAACACACCACCCCCACCCUACCUCCAGCGUCCACUUCAUGCAAGUCACGCCACAAGGUUAUCACCAAUCACACUAUUUACACCAGCCAACGCCUGCACAAGCUGGACCACAGGCAGGCACAAUGCAACACGCUGUCAGCUAUUGUAUGUCACCCCAGCAUACUUAUCCUCAACCGUAG